AGACGCCCCAUCUCCAAAGCGUGGCCACUAUCCUAGAACGAUACUAAUGAGCGUCGACGGGCGGCUUUGCAAGACGCACCCCCGCCGCCUCCAGCAGUGCCGCAUCAACCAGCAAAAGUACCGCGCGCAGGCGACCGCGACCAUGGAGCGCCUCCACAAUCAAGUGCAAUCGCUUCUGACUGAAACCGCGCGGCUCCAGGGGCGGCUCGAGUGCCUCCACUCUGCGCCCUCGCGCGGCACCGUCGUCGCCCGCGCGUACUUUGCAGCGUUUCGGCACGGCCUCGGUGGCGCCUCUGCCUUUGUCCAAACGCGCAUGAGCCCGACGCUGCGCUUUCAAGGCAGCGGGGACCUCGCAGCCUUCGUGGACCAUUGGCGCGACUUUGCGCAGCUCGAGAUGACGGCGCACGCCAUCGAGUCGGCCUUUCUCGACGAGACAAACGGCGAGCUCUUGCAUUGUACGGGGCAGCUGCGGCUGCACCUCGACGCCAAGAGCAUGCGUGACUUCUUCCCUACCGUGCUGCCAGCCAGCGCCGCCUACACUUCGCUCGUGACGGCGACGCUCGAGCUACCGCUGGUCGUGCGCUUGAUCGUUCAAGACGAUGUCGUGACCGCCGUCGACGUUGAUGUAAGCUGGGCAUCCUGUGUCGUGCGGCGCCUGGCCUCGGCGGCGGAAGCGGCCAAUGUCCUCGUCGACACCGUGCGGCCAUGAGAUGUCACUCUGCAAUUCGCUUUCUUUAUUCGAGCAAUUUGAACGACCCAACUAGCUUGCACCAAGAUCCGUCCACUUCAUCCACGUAUAUAGUAUCUCCUCUUCUCAAACCGUGUGCUGGCUUGUUGCCCCACAACCUGGGGCACGAUACCAUGCUCGUCUCCGUGUGUUGCGGAAAUGCAGAUCUACC
Messenger RNA from Saprolegnia parasitica CBS 223.65, 899 nucleotides. RefSeq lists its product as hypothetical. The record is from RefSeq and is a predicted model, not a curated record. The transcript has 2 exons. NCBI's taxonomy places the organism in Eukaryota, Oomycota, Saprolegniomycetes, Saprolegniales, Saprolegniaceae. Bases 47 to 709 code for a protein of 220 amino acids.